Aureobasidium namibiae CBS 147.97 is the source of this 1038-nucleotide messenger RNA. RefSeq lists its product as uncharacterized. The record is from RefSeq and is a predicted model, not a curated record. Lineage: Eukaryota; Fungi; Ascomycota; Dothideomycetes; Dothideales; Saccotheciaceae. The coding region runs from base 1 to 1038 and encodes 345 amino acids. The transcript has a single exon.
AUGAGGACCGAACCGCCUAUGUGUUGGAGGUCGCCGGACCCUCGGUCCGGAGAUCCGAGCCGUUCCGGAGUGAGAUCUGUCAACAGCCGCGCAUCCUACUUUGCGACCGUCUAUAACACGACGACAUCCGUCCGCCUCCUUAUGCCAGACCUAGAUGAAACCGCCCUGGAAGGUGCUUCGACCUUCUUGAGGUUGAUAGUCCAAGCAUUGAACGCAGCUCUCGACCCUGGCUCCUAUGGCGAGCUGGCCCUCCACCGGAUAUCGCCUUUCGAGUGUCUGUACGACCUGACGGCUAAGAUUGUUGACAUCGGGCACUUUCUAAUAUACAAUGGCGAUGAUGAACACAGCAGCAUUGUGCUCUGUAUACCGCACGAAUACUUGCCAUUACGACUUGCCAUGAAUAUUCCUAGUCUUUGGCACGCCUACAAGAUAUUCACACUCAUUGACGCGUAUUGGACAAAGUUUUUCGUUGCUUCAUACCUGCUUUGCUGGUUGUUUGGAAAAACAUAUCCGCUGCGCUCGCAGCAACCAACAGUUGCUGAAGCUGACCGCAUUCGACGGAAGAUCACUACCCCUUUAUUUUUCGCGCUCUCGCACAGCCUGGUCUGCUUUGCGGUGUUCAGUGACCGACUGGAAGCUGCACUCUGGUCUUGGUUCGGCAUCCUGGUCAUUGCUGGUCUCGCGCUCUUCAUAUCGCCGACCUCUCCCCAGGUCAAUCCCGAGAGGAAUCUCGAAUUCGAAGCAACUAUACAGACCUUCCUACAAAUUGGCUGCCUUGCAACUCUCUGGCUUUUCCAAUUCUCGCCAUUUGUGAUGAGUCUUAAAGUCAAGGACCGAGACUGGCGCGACAGUCGCAUGCUCAUGUUGAUCGGAGUCCUCCAAUUUGAUAUUGCCAUGGUUUUCCUUGUUGCGGCAAGGACAGAGCGAUGGUCGAUGGUACGGUUCGGACUUGUUAGUGCAAGUCUGGUGAGCAUGGCGUAUGUUUACUACAUCGAGUUGUACGCGUUGACGCGGGGCACUUUUGGUUUGCUUGCUUGA